Messenger RNA from Dendroctonus ponderosae (mountain pine beetle), 1013 nucleotides. Its product is annotated as elongin-C. The record is from RefSeq and is a predicted model, not a curated record. Gene Ontology annotation, cellular component: elongin complex. The coding region runs from base 114 to 470 and encodes 118 amino acids. NCBI's taxonomy places the organism in Eukaryota, Metazoa, Arthropoda, Insecta, Coleoptera, Curculionidae. Gene Ontology annotation, molecular function: protein-macromolecule adaptor activity. Gene Ontology annotation, biological process: ubiquitin-dependent protein catabolic process. The transcript has 3 exons.
CGUGGCAACGUUGGACUCUCCUUUGUUUAGCUGCUCCUAGUAGUCUGUGGAUAAGUCAAAUUGCUUUGACUUGUUUUCCAAGUGAGUUUAUUCAUUUUAACAAAAAGUUUAAAAUGGGCGAUAUCAAAGAAGAAAAAUCGCAGGAGCGAAUCUAUGGAGGCUGUGAAGGGCCUGAAGCCAUGUACGUGAAGCUGAUUUCAUCCGAUGGCCAUGAGUUUAUCGUCAAAAGAGAACAUGCCCUGACUUCCGGUACUAUCAAGGCGAUGUUGAGCGGUCCAGGACAGUUUGCGGAAAACGAAGCCAACGAAGUGAACUUUCGCGAGAUUCCGUCGCAUGUGUUGCAAAAGGUUUGCAUGUAUUUCACGUACAAGGUGCGCUACACAAACAGCUCGACUGAAAUUCCGGAAUUUCCCAUUGCCCCCGAAAUUGCCCUCGAACUGUUGAUGGCGGCCAAUUUUUUAGACUGUUAAACCCGCAAAAUGAAUCAGAAAACACCUUAGAUAGUUGGCAAUUAAAAUAGUAUGCUGAGCAGUGGACAGUGUGGUAAGGCUAGGAUUUAGUUAUUUUAAGCGACAUGUAAUGGGAUGGUGUGCAGCUACCUGUGGAAACGUUGUACCUCUUAUGUCAAGACCUUGCUAAUCACCGCCUGUAACUCACAUUUAGUAAGCUUUUGAAUAUUGGAUGACUUAAGAUCAGAUCUAUUUUUUAGUUUUGUACUUUGCUGAUUUCAUUCUUCAAUUGUUCGUUUUCUCUUUUAUUGUGCGAAUGUUAUGAACUGAAUUUACGUUAUUAGUAUUCUACCUUUGGUGGCAAUGUUAAUGCUUCUAAUGUAAUAAAUAGUUUUAUUUCGGAAUUAUUAUCAAAACAAGUAUGAGUCAACUUUUGCGAACAAACUGUCAAUAAGCAUGUUUUGACGGUUCUACAUAACUUGAAACAUGGCUAAUUGUAUUCGCCAAUUCAAAACUGUAAACGCUCCCUGGUGGGUAAAAUUAUAACUACAAAUUAACCAGUAA